UUGUCGUUUACAUGUCAAUUAAAAUCAGUUUUAUAUCAGGACCUUUCGAAUACAAAUUUGUAUCAUCAUGCAGGAAAUCGAAUGUUAGAGUUGUUAGAAAAGUAUUUGCCAUAUCUCAAACCAGCAGCGCUUUUAAUAUUUGCCCAGGGACUCAUUUGUGGAAAAUCUCUGCUCGAGGGUAAAGAAUAUGAGCAUAUGAAAUGUGGGAUUCUUUUCUAACUGAACGAAUGAUAAAAAUGAUCAACAAAUAUACGUAUGAUUGUUUUCAUUAAAACGAGUUUCAAACUUUACAAGCGUUUUUUUUCAGUUUUCACACAUGGGACUCAUUAGCGAAUAGGGGCAGUAUAAACAUCGUCACUACUGUAGCUGCUAAUUUAUUACAUAGACGGAAGGUCAGGGUCGGAGCGGUUUGUCACGAUACCUCAUAGCACAUAUUCAAUCUCUAUAUAAUAAGUAGGUACCUACAUUAGGAGAACAGUGUGUCAACUUGACCGUAUAUAAUUUUUCAUUCAGAACAAAAUUUAUUAUGCUUUUUCUGAGAAAUAGUUUUUUCCGUUCCUUUAUUUCUACUCUUUUUUGUAUUCUUUUUAGAACAUGAUAUUGACAUCUUUGUAAGUUCGAUUUCUUUUAUGAUUAGAUAUAACAAAGUGAUAAGUUGAUAACUCAAUCUAAUCUAAAGAUGCUGAUUCGACUCAUUUUUUGCCACAACUACACCGCUACUAUAUAUAUGUUUCAAUCGAGCUCUGAUCAUUCUCGCAUACAUACGGUAAAAUCACAGACGUUUAGAGCGUCAUUGACAUUGUAUGACCAUCACUAUCCGGUUAGCGUCGGACGUUCACGAGAAAUUUGGAAUAUAUGUAAAACAAAACUUAACCGGCAGUUGAAAUUGAAACCCGCAAGAUAAUUAAAAAUACAAAUCACGUAAUACGGUAGUGAAUAAACUGAAUAAGCAAUUUGUUAACUUAUACGCAACAAAAAGUUGACAAAAGCCAUAUAGAUUGGGAACAUAUGAAUCAGCUUUCGUACUGCUGUAGGUUAUGUGUUAUUACAUUUUAUUCAAAAUUAACAAUUAAAUUCAAAGAUAAAAAAUAUUUUUAAAUGUUAACCUAGAAAAGUUUAAUGCAGUCAUUUAACCUAUAAAAGUUUAAUGCAGUCAAUAAACGAUAUAAACCAUUAAAAUAAAGAAAAAUUUUUCAUAAUAACAUUGCUUAGGAAUGAAUAAGCUCAAUAGGUCCCGCAAAUAAUCAUAUCUAACAAAACUGAACCUGCCAUAUGUUUUUCAGCAACGCAAGCGUGGACAAUCUUCACAAGGAAAGCACAUUGCGUAGCGCUUCCACGGAAACUGAUACGUUGAAAAAACAGGUGGCGACACUGAAGCGUUCGCACGACAAUACUGUAACAGAAAAUGGCCGUCUUGCAAACGAAUUAAGCGAUGCAGCUUCUGAGUUAACUCUAACAAGGCGUAAACUGGCAGAUUGCCAACAGGAAGUAGAACGGAUGAAAUCUCAACUACGCGACUAUGUUCAGGAAAUUCAACGAGCUGAAGACUUGUUGUGUGUAAAGGAGCGUGAACGUGAAAACAUACUCGAACAAUAUAAAUCACUUACUGAAGGAGUUAAUAUGUUGGAAAUCAGCAAUCAUACACUAGAAGCUGAAAGUGCCGAAGCAAAAAAACUACUGCAAGAGGCAGAAGAUCGCCUAGCUGAGGCCCAGGAGCAACUGGAAAUCCGCGAAACAACUAUUAAAUCUUACGAACGGCAAAUUAAUGAACUUUCUUCAAACGUUGUUUCCCUCGAAUCGGAAAUCGAAAGCCUCAGGGAUCAGAAUAAUAAUUUGCUAGAAGAUUUAGAAGCCACCAAGGAGUUGUGUAGCAAACUGGAUUUACAGAAAGAUAAACUAAAAGCCGAACUUGAUGAGCAUUCUCAGAUCCGUGAACAACUUAACAAAGAGAAUGCUACUCUUAAACGGCAACUUUCGUUGGCUAAGACGGGUGACAAGGCUGCUGUCGACGGACUACAAGAACUUUUGGCAGGAAGCAGGUCUGAAGUUGAGCAGCAAAGAAUUGUUACCAGUCAGUUGAACAGAGAAUUAAAAACCCUAAAAGAGCAAGUAGAAGAUUUGUCAACCAAACUUGACGAAGAACAUGGUAGAGCUGCACGCAAUGAAGCGUUAGCAAACGAAUAUAGCGUUCAGCUACAGGAACUACGGAGAAUUAUUACUGACGAUCGAUUUGCUCAGGUACAUUCAAGAGAAGAGGAGCAAGAUUAUAACAGAAUUGCGAUGUACAUGGAACAUUGUGCAACCGAAGAAACUAGUUACAAUAAAAGUUUGACCGAAAGAAACCUCAACGAUAUUUCGAAUCUUCAAUCAUCCGAAAGCCAUGGAGCGUUUCAUAAUGCUUCAAAUAUAACGAUGGGCAAUGAGAUUACAACAUUUGAGCAAAAAAACUACUCCUUGGAAAAGUAUCUGAUUUGUAAAGACAUGACCGAAGGAAUGUUUUUAGAAGAAAAUGAACAGAGUUCCGUAAUAGAUACUGAAAAAUAUUCUGAAACAAGUGGAUUAAAAAUAAACGAAUCGUGUACUUUCUCAGAUGAACUGGAAGCACCGAAUGUGCCUUACCCGGAAGUAAAAACAUCAAUAAAUGGAAAGAGAAUGAAAACCCGAAGAAUGAGCUCUAAGCAAGAGACUUCAAGUUUACAAUCCUCGAGCUCUGAAGAAAACAAAGACGUGCGUUUCAAGAAAAGAAUUGAAGUUAAUAUAGGGAAUCGAGCUUCUGAAGAUAGCACAAAUCAACAAGAUUCUAUUUUGCGUACCGGAAACGGUUCGAAGAAUGAACGCGUUUAUUCAGCAGAAGCGCUUCUUACUGAUGGUGAUAGAAUUCUUGAUGUUACUCAAGAUGUAAAAACCUUAUUGGGGGGUAAUGCCAAUGGUUCUAGCAACAGCUUUUAUUCAACCGAUUCGCAACUGCGGGUAGCAUUUAACAAAAUAAUGGAAGGUUCUAAUAAUGAUGCUAAGCAAACAUCGUUAAACGAGCAAUCCAUUCCUAUAAUUAAAGGCAGUAUACCUAUGAUCAGUGGUAUACCUUCGAAUCAGAUAUCUCACCGCAGAGAUCAAAAAGAAAACGAAGUGCGCCACAAGAAGGCAUUCGGUAAGAACAGAAAUUUAUCUAUUGAAGAUAACAUCAACGAUCAAGAUUCAUAUCGACGUACCGAAGAAGGUUCGGAGAUUGGAUGCAUUCGUUCAUCAAAAUUACAUCAAAAUGAUGGUGACAGUAAUUCUGACGUUACUCAAGAUGAACAUAACUCAUCACUGGAUGAUAAUAAUGACCCCAAGCAAUGUUCAAUCAAUAUGCGGCCUCAGCAAGCGACAGAAGAAAUAUUAGAGGAAAUUCAUAUUGGUCCUGAUGUUUUGGAGAUAACUCCAAUGCAUGAGCAAACUAUUGCAGUAUCGGAAGACGUUACCCCUAUUAGUCAGGUACCGCAACCGAAAAACCAUACAGUUAAUGAUGAUCUGCGUUCCAAGAAGCCGGUCAAAGACGAUGAAGAUAAUCGAGUUCUUGAGAAUGGCAGCAAUCAAGUUUUAACUCUUCGUAACGUAAGUUAUUCGGAAAAUGGAUCUAUUCGUUCAGCUGAAAUACUCCAAACUGACUGUAUCCUGAACACAACUCGAGAUUUGAGUAACUCUCAACUGAAUAAUGUUAUAGAAUCCAACUAUUCCUGUUCAAUCGACAUGCGGCUUCAACGGGCUACAGAAAUGAUAUUGAGACAACUUAACACUGAUUCUGAUAACAUGAAGAGCAUCUCACGGCAUGAGCAAUCCAUUCCAAUGCUAGAAGAUAGGAUGUUUUCAAGCCGAAUAUCCACACCAAACGAUAGUACAGCACAAGCUUCACAGCGAUCUGUGCAGCAAGUAGAUAAUGGUAAACCACUUCAGCGGAAGAGAAAAGAAAACGAUCACCCAUCCGGAACCACUGCUGACAAAAUUGAUGAACAUAGGUCAAUGAUAGUCAUUUAUAAAAAUACACUAGGCGGCCGGUUUAACGUACCAGACAAUGAAUCCGAGUUUGAUUGGCCGGGGAAGGAGGACAGUAUCAGUAAUUGUCGAUCCACCCUCCCGGCGACAAUUGAUGAUUUCCAACGGUUUAAAACGCCAAUUAGGACACUAGAUGCAGGCAUGAGCCAAGUUUCAUCCUAUUUCCCCGAGAAAUCCUGGCACCCUAGGAGGGUUUCGAAAAAUGGUGUACCUUCUGCAAUCGGCACUAAUGAGAGUAGCACCAUUGACGUAAAAAGCAGGUUGUGUAAAGAACGAAAGUGGAGACAGUUUCUGAGGCUGAUUCCGUCCCCGGCAAUGGCAUCACAGCACGACGAUAGGCAGAAGCAGAGUAAGAAAGCCCCCCACCCACUGGUUCAAUCACUCGGUGUUAACGAUAGGAUAACGACGAUGAAUUAUUCUGGAAAGCUAAAAAAUGGCAAAAGAACGACCACAAAUGCGAAUUCUUCGUCUGGAAGUCAAUGCAAUAAUUUCAAAACUGAUGGAACCAAGAUACGAACAAUCUCCGCCAAAAUUGACAACGGACCAUACAUCUUAAAACUAAAUUUCAAAAUUCCUUCUGCAAAGCAAAACCAGCAAGUCAAAAAACAGUGAUAUUUUAUUCUGUCAUAUAUUAUUUACAAUAUUCUUCAAGGUGAACAAGC
Molecule: messenger RNA, 4694 nt
Organism: Uranotaenia lowii
Lineage: Eukaryota; Metazoa; Arthropoda; Insecta; Diptera; Culicidae
Product: early endosome antigen 1-like
Exons: 15
Coding region: 1273-4644 (1123 amino acids)
Source: RefSeq, a predicted model, not a curated record